AUGUCCCUUUCCGGUAUGAUGCGCAUGUCCGUACUCAUUCUACCAAACCAGUUCCAGCUCGAGCAGAUAUAUUGAAAAAAAAAAUGUAAAUAAAACAUCCGUGUUUCUAAAAGAAAAAUUGCAUUAAAAAUAAAAUGCAUACCAAACUCUUUGUGAGACGUUAGUGGGAUUGAAUCGAAUAGGGCCGCAGAAAUUAAAGUAUUUGUACCUUUUUUGACUGGCACCAGCAAAGCAGAACGAUUCCCAUAGAGCUGUGGCAUAUAUCUAAGGAGACAGAAACGCUAUGUAUCUACAAUAUUCACGAUAUCUACGGCGAAAUAUAGCACUUUUGGCUAUCUAUACUCUGCUGACGAUUGCAGUUAUAGGGCUCCUUCUGAUCCUAUGUGUCUCAAACAGCAGAACGGAUAUACCAUUUAUGGUUAUACCACGGCUUGAUAAGCCUGCUGUUGCCGUCGUCGUUCAUAGAACAGGCGAUAGAGAUAAUUCCCUCGACUCAAGCGCUUUAAACGAUUUAGUUGACACAUCAAAGUUGAAGACGUUAGAAGGAACAGGGAUUGAGAUGAACACAGAAUCAGAUCAACAGCACAUUUACAUUGACGACGUUUAUAAUGCAAACCUUAAGUUACACAAGGACGAGUUCGUGCCGAUCACUUAUCAUCCCAUUGAUGCGGAUCUAGAGGGAGACUCCAAUCAGGGCUCUGGGUCUCCAGCUAGUAAGACAUUCAAUUUUAACGAGUUCGAAGAUGACAAUGACGAUGAUGAUGAUGAUGACGCAGUGACCAGUGGAAGCGGAAACGACCGAAACAUAAUCUACGAUCUAGAAACGAAGGAUUUUAUUAAGCGUAUUAGCAUAAAAUUAUCACAACUCUCUAAAGCGAAUCCAAAUAAGGGUCAACGAAUAUUCAAAUUGGGGAUAAACCGUGAUCUUGUCCCAAUUUCCGAAAUUCACCAUCGUAGCGUUGUGGGAGAAAAACAGACACAGCCCAUGAUCCAUGCCCCGCAAAAGAAAUUAGAGAUACAAACAAAAGUUUUAAGUAGCUCCAGGGGAUUUGUAAACCCAGCCGGUAUUCGUGCAACGUCCUUUGCCAUGUUGGACAAUCAACUGCUGCCGAGUGAGACCCAAAUCCGGACACGCCGCAUCAUUAGUAAUGAAAAAAAGAGCGAAGAACGCUCCCGGAAACUUUUGCUAUGUGAAAGUGAAAUGGGAAAUUCGGGAGGUCGUGAAUUGUGCCGCAUGCUGUUUAAGGAAACAGAAUCCUCAGUGUAGUCACACUUUUCCUAGUCGUAGCAUAAGCAUAGAACGUACAUAUGUGUGUUAUCAUCUAAAACCGAAUUCGAAUAAUGUAGAUGCACGCCAUUAGAUGUAUUAAAAGUAUAUAUGUACAUAU
Molecule: messenger RNA, 1388 nt
Organism: Drosophila willistoni
Lineage: Eukaryota; Metazoa; Arthropoda; Insecta; Diptera; Drosophilidae
Exons: 2
Coding region: 284-1267 (327 amino acids)
Source: RefSeq, a predicted model, not a curated record